Molecule: messenger RNA, 570 nt
Organism: Aspergillus pseudotamarii
Lineage: Eukaryota; Fungi; Ascomycota; Eurotiomycetes; Eurotiales; Aspergillaceae
Exons: 1
Coding region: 1-570 (189 amino acids)
Source: RefSeq, a predicted model, not a curated record
AUGAACUCCACACACGACUACUACCGACCCUACCCUGGCUACCCCCCAGCAUCGCAGCUCGAACACCCAACUUUCCCAUCAACACCUCAGAACUGGACCCCGCCAUCAAGGAUCCAGUUACCAUCACCAAGCUCUGAAAGACAGCCAAGCACAGAGCCAGACUCGGGCACCGUUACCCCAGCACCCAAGACUCAACCCACCGGGCCAACCAAGUACGCAGACCUCCUACAGCUGUACUUGACGAUCAAAAAGGACGUCUCGUCCAAGUUCACCCUCCCCAAGCAAGAGGAAACCACAGCGCCGUGGGUCUUCCAGGCGCUGAUGCUGCUUGAUCACGCCGAGUGCGCGGCUGAAGCUCAUAUGGAGUUUGUGGAGUCGCUAGAGCAGGAGAUUCGGGCCUUGCGGGAUCUACUGGAUAGGAUGAGAGAUGCUGCUCCCUUCGAGUCGGCGGUUGCUUCGGUGAAAGAAUUGAUGGAGGAUAAUCGGCAUGAUGAGGAGGGGGUAAAGAUCGUCCAGGAGAGGGUGGAAGCCCUGGAUAGGUUCAGCACGGAUGUGGCUGUGUUGUGGUAG